AUGUGUUGCUGCGGUGGCGACGGCGGUGAGUGCCGGCCGCUGGGCUGGCUGCUGGGGCUGCCGUUCGCGCUGCUCGCCGUCCUCGUCUCCAUCGUCGGCGCCAUCAUCUGGAUCAUCGGGCUGCCCAUCUCGUGCAUCUGCCCGUGCUGCCUCUGCGUGACGGUGGUGUUGGAGGCGGCGGUGGAGCUCAUCAAGGCGCCGCUGCACGUCAUGACCUGGUUCACCUCCAAGAUACCCUGCUAG
This is a messenger RNA of Miscanthus lutarioriparius, 243 nucleotides long. The record is from the annotation of a GenBank genome assembly. NCBI's taxonomy places the organism in Eukaryota, Viridiplantae, Streptophyta, Magnoliopsida, Poales, Poaceae.